GUGAUGUCGGUCAAAGGUUGAUGACUCAUACUGAAUUCAUUUACUUCACUAACUCCAAUUUCUCCCAUAUUCACCGGCGUUCCGUUCGAUCUUCAUCACAUCCACAAUGCUAACUCGUGAAAGAUUCCUCCUUUCGCUCUCCCUCGCCACUCUUCUCCUCUUCUCCUCCCUCUCCCUCUCUGUCUCCGACAAGCCCUCUCCAAACGACAACAAAAACAAGGAAAACGACAACGAUGACGAUGAAGAUCUCAGUUUCCUCGAGGAACCUGACGACGUCGCCGCCACUUCGCACCGCGCCCACUUCCCAGAUCCCGACCACUUCAACGAAGAUGAAGACGACGACGACGACUUUGGCGACUUCUCUGGCUUCGACUCCUCCACCGAGGAGGCGUUCAAGGAGCCCGCGGUGGACGACAAGGAUGUCGUCGUUUUGAAGGAGCGCAACUUCACCACCGUCAUCGAGAACAACCGCUUCGUCAUGGUCGAGUUCUACGCCCCCUGGUGUGGCCACUGCCAGGCCCUUGCGCCUGAGUACGCCGCUGCCGCUACCGAGCUCAAACCCGACGGCGUUGUUUUGGCCAAGGUCGACGCCACCAUCGAGAACGAAUUGGCGCACGAGUACGAUGUCCAGGGCUUUCCCACCGUGUUCUUCUUCGUCGAUGGCGUUCACAAGCCUUAUACUGGCCAAAGAACCAAAGAUGGUAUAGUGACAUGGAUCAAGAAGAAGAUAGGACCUGGUGUGUCCAACAUAACCACCUUGGAUGAAGCUGAACGCAUAUUGACCGCCGAAAGUAAAGUUGUUUUGGGCUUCCUGAACUCUUUAGUUGGUGCUGAGAGUGAUGAGCUAGCCGCAGCAUCAAAGCUCGAGGAUGGUGUCAAUUUUUAUCAAACUGUGGUACCUGAGGUGGCAAAGCUUUUCCAUAUUGAUGCUAGUGUUAAACGCCCUGCUUUGAUCUUGCUCAAAAAAGAGGAGGAGAAACUCAACCAUUUUGAUGGAAAAUUUGUGAAAUCUGAAAUAGCUGAAUUUGUAUCCUCCAACAAGCUUCCUUUGGUUACAACUUUUACAAGAGAAAGUGCCCCAACAAUAUUUGAAAGUGAAAUUAAGAAACAGUUGUUGCUGUUUGCGACUUCAAAUGAUACAGAGAAGUUUCUUCCAGUAUUUAAAGAAUCUGCAAAACUUUUUAAGGGCAAGCUGAUAUUUGUUCUUGUGGAAAUGGAUAAUGAAGAUGUUGGAAAGCCGGUUGCAGAUUAUUUUGGUAUCACUGGGAAUGACCCCAAAGUACUUGCAUACACAGGCAAUGAUGAUGGAAGAAAAUUUUUGCUUGAUGGAGAUGUGUCUCUUGACAAAAUAACGGCGUUUGGAAAUGAUUUUCUUGAAGACAAGCUAAAAUCUUUCCUCAAAUCAGACCCAGUUCCUGAAAGCAAUGAUGGUGAUGUGAAAAUAGUUGUUGGAAAUAACUUUGAUGAAAUCGUCUUGGACGAGUCAAAGGAUGUUCUGCUUGAGAUUUAUGCUCCCUGGUGUGGCCACUGCCAAGCUCUGGAACCUACAUACAACAAGCUUGCUAAGCAUCUUCGCAGCAUUGAGUCUAUUGUUAUAGCCAAGAUGGACGGAACAACAAAUGAGCAUCCCAGGGCCAAGGCUGAUGGAUUUCCCACUCUUCUCUUCUACCCAGCAGCAAACAAGAGUUCUGAUCCUAUUCCAGUUGAUGUGGAUCGUACAGUGGUAGCCUUUUACAAGUUCCUCAGGAAACAUGCAUCAAUCCCAUUCCAGCUCCAGAAACCAGCCACAACUUCUGAACCCAGUAGCGAUAGUUCUGAUGUGAAGGAGAGCCAGAGCAGCAGCACUGAUGUGAAGGAUGAAUUGUAAGAGUUGAAAGGCACUUCUAUUUAUGAGAGGCACGGUUGAGACAGAUGAUAACGGAGUGAAAAGGUGCUUAGCAAAGGAAUGAUUGGAUGCGAAAAACCGUCCAGUUUCCCUCACUCUGACCAAGACAAAUAGCCAAGGAAAGGGUAGUGGUGAAACGAGGUAACAUAUGUAUUAGAUUCUUCAACUUUAAUGUCUGAGUAUUAGAAUUUUGGGCGAGACUUUAAUCUAAAAGAAUUCUUCGGAAAUUUUAUUUUA
Messenger RNA from Vigna radiata var. radiata (mung bean), 2122 nucleotides. Its product is annotated as protein disulfide isomerase-like 1-4. Gene Ontology annotation, molecular function: protein disulfide isomerase activity. The coding region runs from base 107 to 1867 and encodes 586 amino acids. The transcript is spliced from 12 exons. The record is from RefSeq and is a predicted model, not a curated record. Gene Ontology annotation, cellular component: endoplasmic reticulum. Gene Ontology annotation, biological process: response to endoplasmic reticulum stress; protein folding. Lineage: Eukaryota; Viridiplantae; Streptophyta; Magnoliopsida; Fabales; Fabaceae.